This is a messenger RNA of Chaetomium strumarium, 282 nucleotides long. RefSeq lists its product as uncharacterized. The annotation marks the transcript as partial. The transcript has 2 exons. The record is from RefSeq and is a predicted model, not a curated record. Gene Ontology annotation, cellular component: mitochondrial inner membrane peptidase complex. NCBI's taxonomy places the organism in Eukaryota, Fungi, Ascomycota, Sordariomycetes, Sordariales, Chaetomiaceae.
AUGGCACCGGCCUGCCCGGCUUUCCCGGCGCAAAAAUUGCCCGCCCUGGUGCAAGUCGGCCCAGAUGGCAAAGUCCGGAAGACGGAAGACGGCCACCGAAUCGACUUGUUGAGGGAUUGCGAACUAUUUGGUCUACUGCAGUAUGAGUGCGUCGUGCCGCGUCCGGAGUUGGCCGGCAGCCCGGUGCAGUGCUGGCCCGUCCAGCGGUGGUUCCGCAGAUGCCAGGACAAAAAAGGCAGCUUCACGGCGGAGACAACCACGUGGGAAGGAACAGCUCUGGCC